Molecule: messenger RNA, 223 nt
Organism: Cetraspora pellucida
Lineage: Eukaryota; Fungi; Glomeromycota; Glomeromycetes; Diversisporales; Gigasporaceae
Source: the annotation of a GenBank genome assembly
UAUUAAAAAUAAAUACGAAGAUCAAUACGCACCUCCUCCUGAUCAGGAAGCAAGUUCAAGCUCAAGCUCAACUUGGUGGGUAAAUGAAUCAAAUUAUCUGAAUCUUGCAAAAUAUGCUAGAGAUUGCCUUCCAAUUCCUGCGACGAGUGUUCCAAGUGAGCAGAUAUUUAGCAUUAGUGGUGAAAUGAUAACUGAGAAACGAAACCGAUUAGAUGGAAAGACC